Messenger RNA from Amphibalanus amphitrite, 3666 nucleotides. RefSeq lists its product as uncharacterized. Gene Ontology annotation, molecular function: serine-type endopeptidase activity. The transcript is spliced from 11 exons. Lineage: Eukaryota; Metazoa; Arthropoda; Thecostraca; Balanomorpha; Balanidae. Gene Ontology annotation, biological process: proteolysis. The record is from RefSeq and is a predicted model, not a curated record. The coding region runs from base 86 to 2944 and encodes 952 amino acids.
UGGAUCCUCCGCCGGCGGCGCGGGGUGGCGCGCGCGCGGCGGGCGCCGGCCGGCCGGCCGCCAGUCGUCCCGGGAGGCCGCCGGUAUGAAGACGACUGUGCUGUGUCUGAUAGUGGCGCUGUGCGCGGCGCUGGUGGGCGCCGCGCCGAACCUACUGCCGGGAGACCCGCGACUGGCGGGCGGACAUCACCAUGGACUACACCACGGCGGUCACCACGGCGUGCAUCACGACCAGCUCGGAGCCGGCAGUAACCCGGCUGGUUCCUUCGCCGGGGUCGACUUCGGCGCCGGGAUCGAGCUGCUGCUGAAGAAUGUGCUACCCGGCGAGCAUUACAACCCGUUCCUGCCUAGCUACAGGCCACCGGCACACCUGGCCUCGAUCCAGGGGCAGGGCCAGCCGCAGCGGCAGCAGCAGCAACAACAACAACAACAACAGCAGCAGCAGCAGAUACAACAGCAGCAGCAGCAGCAGCAGCAGCAGCAGCAGCAGCAGAUACAGCAGCAGCAGCAGCAGCAGCAGACGGGUUUCAUCGACGCCGGUUUUGUGCCGGAACAGAUGGAGCUGAACGUGAACCCAGGCCAGGGCAGCUCGGGCCCCAAGGGUCCGCUGGUGGCCACCUGCGCCUCUGGCCUGGUGUGUGCGCCCGAAUCGCGCUGUGACCCGUACACGGGCUUUGUGAUCGGCACUCUGAGCAACCGUCCUCCGGCCGACCCUCGCCAGCCGACGGUGGCCCUACAGCAGUGUCAGGGUGCCGCCGGGCCCGGAGUCUGCUGCCGGGAUACUAUCGGGGCGUUCCAGACGGGCCCCAGUCCUGUUCAGCCCGGUCCCAUCCCAGUCCAGCCUGUCCAGCCCGUGCAGCCCGUGCAGCCCGUCCAACCCGUGCAGCCCGUGCAGCCUGUGCCCGCCGUCCCCUUACCGGUGCAACCGGUCACCGGUGGAACCUCUUCCGGAAUCAAGACCGGUGGUGGCUCGAAUCCGUUCACCGGCAAUCCUUUCCUGAGCGGUGACCUCUUCGGAGGCUCUGGCAGCGGCAGCAGCGGCGGCGGCGCUGGAGGCGGCGGCGGCAGUGGCAUUAGCAGUGGUGGUGGUAGCGGCAGUGGCAUUAGCAGUGGUGGUGGUAGCGGAAGUAGCAGCACUGGAACUGGCGGCAGUGGCUCCGGUAGCAACAGUGGUAGCACCGGCUCCGGCAGUAGCAGCGGUGGUGGCGGUGACUUCGGAAGCCUCGGCGAGCUGGUGGCCUGUGACCAGGACCAGCGGUGUGUGGACAACAACCUGUGCGGCGAUGACGGCUAUGUCAUCACGGACGGCAGCGACCUCAUCAACAUCCGACGACCGACCAACACGUUCUGUUUCACGCCGGUCGGUGACACAGGCUCGUGCUGUCGGGACCGGCCGGGCACGGGGCCCACCCGGCAGCAGACGGAGAUUCGCUGCUCGGGCCGGCAGAGCUGUGUGGAACCGCCGCAGUGUGACGACGAGGGCUACAUCAUCACUGACGGAUCCGGGCUGCUUGACAUCAGAAACAAUUUCCUCACCACGUUCUGUCGGCUGCCAGCCGGCGGUAAGGGCAGCUGCUGCGAGUCCCGCCCCUCCACCUCCUCCACCUCUCGGGAGGUCACGUGUCAGGCCAGCCAGGAGUGCGUCCGGCCGGACCUCUGUGACGAAAACGGCCGGAUCAUCACGGACGGCUCCGGGCUGCUCAACGCCCGGUUCAACAACAGAGAGUACUGUCUGCUGGCGUCGGGCGGCAAGGGACGUUGCUGCCUGUCCGACUCGUCACCCCAGCCGCCGCAGCGGCAGCAGAUCAUCUGUGACUCCAGCACGGAGGAGUGUGUGUCUCCCGGCCUGUGCGGCGACGACGGGUACAUCAUCACUGACGGAAGCGGCCUGAUCGACCCGCGCAUCACCAGCAGAACGUACUGUCUGGCCAGCUCUGGCCAGGAGGGUACUUGCUGCCUCCGCCGGCCGGAGCCGCCCUCCACCUCUCGGGAGGUCACGUGUCAGGCCAGCCAGGAGUGCGUCCGGCCGGACCUCUGUGACGAGAACGGCCGGAUCAUCACGGACGGCUCCGGGCUGCUCAACGCCCGGUUCAACAACAGAGAGUUUUGCCGCACCCCGGGCGGUGGUAAGGGCCGCUGCUGUCUUCCCGCCGACCCGGAGCCCCAGCCGCUCGUCUGCGGCCAGAGCCUGGACAUCAGGAUUCUGGGGGUCACCCCCGACUCAACCGAGGCCAACUUCGGUGAGCUGCCGUGGCAGGCCAUCAUCUCUUACACCAACUACACCUUCAUAUGCGGCGGAUCGCUGGUCGGCCGGCAGCACGUGGUGACGGCCGCUCACUGCGUCCAAAGCCUGCAGCCGGGGGCGAUUCAGGUCCGUCUCGGAGAGUACCGGGUAAACGCGGAGGACGAGCCACUGCCGCACCAGGACCAGGGCGUCUCCGAGAUCCACAUCCAUCCGCAGUACGAGCGCGGUCCUCUGUUCUACGACCUGGCCGUGCUGCGGCUGAGCUCACCGGUCCAACUGGACAGUCACAUUCAGCCCAUCUGCCUGCCCACUCCCGGACAGCGGUUCACCGGCCGCUGCGUGGCCUCCGGCUGGGGAAAGGACGCCUUCGAGGAAGGCCGCUUUUCGACGAUUCUGAAGAAGGUGCGCCUGCCCAUGGUCAGCCAUGAACAGUGUCAGGAGAACAUGCGCAAUACCCGGCUGGGCAGCUUCUUUGUGCUCAACAAGAGCUUCGUCUGCGCCGGCGGCGAGGAGGGCGUCGACGCUUGCAAGGGUGACGGCGGCGGCCCUCUGGCCUGUCCGUCCAACGGCCGCUACACGCUGGCCGGGGUCACCUCGUGGGGUAUCGGCUGCGGAGCCAGGGACGUUCCGGGCAUCUACGCCAGCGCCGAGGCCGGCCUGGACUUUAUCCGGCAGCACGCCGACGGCAGCGCCGUCUGAGCGGGCGGGUCGUCCCCCGGGAGGGAGAGCCUCGGUAGAAAGGGUGGCAGAGGGCAGUAGGCAGAGAGGGCGAGUGAGAGCCGGCGGAGCCGGCUGAUGAGGGGAGAAGAGCGCGGUCUUGAAGAUUGGUGAGCGUUGUGCGAUCGAGUUUGGCGCCUCGGCAGUUGGUGAACAUAGAUGACUGAUAAUGUAAGUGUGGUGGUAGGCCGUUCAAUCAGUUCCCGAUGAAAACGACUGAUGGCCGAUCGAUUUCUAUAACUUCCCCUUCUAAUGCACACUUCGAAGUUAUAAUAGUAAAAAGCUAUCAAAAGUUUGCGGUGCAGGCUAUUAUUUUUCCGCCCUCAUGCAGAAGGGCGAGUCAUUUUCAUCUAGAUAAUUGCACUAAACAAUUGCUCGCUGUUAACAGAUGCCGACAAAAGUAAAGUCCACGUCCGGUUAUUCGUGCGGUGAGUUUUAUGCUCCGCUUUCCGUUGAGCAAAGCCCAAAGAGAACAGUAUUAUUUACUGUCACUCUCUCGUGCUGCUCCAGUGCUUUGUAAAAAAUGUAUGCUCUUUUACUCUCACACAAAUCGUCUUAGACCAAUAUUGACCGUCAAAGCUGAUGGUCGUGGACUCGUGAAGACAUGUUUCACUUGUAUAAUGUAUUGCUAGCGUAGCUAUUUUACCUUUACAGGCGUGUUGUGGCAUUUAUGUUCGCUAAAUACACCAAUGUGUUACCUCGAA